Molecule: messenger RNA, 624 nt
Organism: Merops nubicus (carmine bee-eater)
Lineage: Eukaryota; Metazoa; Chordata; Aves; Coraciiformes; Meropidae
Gene: MACIR
Product: chromosome unknown open reading frame, human C5orf30
Exons: 2
Coding region: 1-624 (207 amino acids)
Biological process (GO): negative regulation of fibroblast migration; negative regulation of cytokine production involved in inflammatory response
Source: RefSeq, a predicted model, not a curated record
AUGGAAGUUAACCUGAACGGAAAGCCCAGAGCUGCCCUGUCCACCCUGCCGGUGCCCGCGGGAGAGGCGAGUCCUGCGGGCAGGACGGAAGCGGAGAGGCCCCGCUGCUCCAGCACGCCCUGCUCACCACUGCGGCGCGCCCUGGCAGGCUAUCAGAUCCUCCACAUGGAUUCUAACUAUCUGGUUGGCUUCACAACGGGAGAGGAGCUGCUAAAACUGGCCCAGAAGUGUGCAGGAAGUGACAAGAAUAAAGGGGAAUCUGGGCCGAACUUGUGUUCCAAACAGCUUGAUUCAGGACUUGCACGUUCGUCCAGUUUGUACAAAGCUAGAAGUAGGUACUAUCAGCCCUAUGAGAUCCCAGCAGUAAAUGGGAGGAGGAGGAGACGGAUGCCCAGCUCAGGGGAUCAGUGCAUCAAGGUUUUACCUCACGAACCAUAUAAGGCACUUCAUGGUCCCCUGCCUCUUUGCCUUUUGAAAAGCAAAAGGGCUCAUUCGAAAUCCCUGGACUACCUCAAUUUAGACAAAAUGAGCAUUAAAGAACCUGCUGACACGGAAGUGCUACAAUACCAGCUCCAGCAUCUUACCCUUAGAGGGGACCGUAUGUUUGCAAGGAAUAACACAUGA